Pyricularia pennisetigena is the source of this 1689-nucleotide messenger RNA. RefSeq lists its product as uncharacterized. The record is from RefSeq and is a predicted model, not a curated record. Bases 1 to 1689 code for a protein of 562 amino acids. The transcript has a single exon. Lineage: Eukaryota; Fungi; Ascomycota; Sordariomycetes; Magnaporthales; Pyriculariaceae.
AUGUCACACGAUCAAGAGCACAACUCGGACCCUGAUGGUAGCCGAAGUGGCUACAUAUUAGGAAACGACUAUGCGCCAGCCUACGUCUCCAAGUGGUCCCGAGAACUGUCUAAGGGCUUCGAUAAAGAUCAUGGCUUCAGUGACCAUGUCCUGCGUCACAUGAACUGUAGUUACUUCUCAACUACGGGCCAGGCGCCGACUUUGUUGUCCCUGAAGCAGCAUGCCCAGUCUCUGGCACACGCCAUCACAAUUCUGAGCCCUUCUGCGCAGGUGGCUGCAGGUCUAGUCGGCGAGGGCGACGCGAACGCCCAAUCAGAAUCUUCUAAUGAGCAAAACCAUCCAAUUGCUCGGCACGAGGCCAUGGACUUCCUCGCCUCGCUGACGAAGCCUUACAGCAACGACGACCCGGACCAUCACCGGCGGCUGAACAGCCUGCUCAACGAGGUCAGCGGCGGUCACGACAUCAUGGGCACCCAGUACCACUGCCCGGUGGCAGACUGCGACGCUCCGAGGGACCCCGAGGAUGGCAACGGCCCGCCGGAUCGUGUCAUGCCUUACGCGAGUCAUCACAACCUGCUCAUGCACGCCAACGCAUGCCUCGAGCGGCUCGACCACGAGCUGAGCGCGCAGGGUGGCAUCCUUUCCGUCCUGCCGCAAACGCACUCGCCACACGAGGCGGAACAGCUGCGCGCGGCGCGCAACACGCUCCUCGGCCAGCUUCUCACCUUUGUUCAGGCACUGGUGGGCCGCAUGCACGAGCUGGAGCGCCAGUACGCAAACAUGGCCGACGUGCUGGCCGGCGCAGCAGUCGUACCGCGUCAGCAGCUUUCGGCGGUGGGCGUGGACGGGCGCGCCGCUGGGGCGCCUAUCGCGUACCCACAGGACCGCUGGAUCUUGGCAAACGCAGGUGAUGAAGUGCUAAACUAUGUACACGACCUUCUCGACAGGCGUGAGGCCAAGCUGGUGGAGAAGGAGCAUAUCUGGGAAAAGGCUGGCGUGAUGGGGACGAGAGUUUUGGACGAGAAUCACAGUGAUACCGACGACGAGAGUCACGAUGAUGACGGCGAGAUCAGCGGCCAGAAGCGCAAAGGUCGGGGCAUUGCGUACGUCGACAUCACCACUCGAUACUACCGGGCUCGAGGCCGUACGGCGGGCGAGAAUGAUAAGGGAACCAUCUUCGUGGUGCCAGCAUGGAAGCAUCACCCGGCACUGUAUCACACGGCUGAGGUGGAAGCGCGCCCGACGGUGGUAACGGUGCCGGACCCUCACGUGCCGGACCGUAUUAGCGUGCUGCAGGACAAGUAUGAGAAGCGCAUCACCGAGGGAGCCAAGGCAGCAGACGAAAACAUACGACUGAGCAAGAUGUGCAAGACGCUCCAGGACGACGUGAAAUCUCUCACGGAGGAAGGGCUUCGCGCCAAGAAGAUGAAUGAGAUAAUGCAGGACCUGUUUGACAAGGACAACAAGGGGCUCGUGGACAAGAUAGCUCAGCUUUCUGAAGAGUGCAGGGUCGCCAGGGGGGAAAACGACGAGGCUGCGAUGCGCAUCUGGCGGGCCAACAAACUGUCAACUGAGUCACAACGUGCUCUUAGACGGGCACAGAAGCAGAUCAAUGAUUUGACCACUGAGUUGGACAAGACCAAGUUUGAGUACAAUGCUCUACGAAGGAAGGAUCGAAUGGUUGUCUGA